Molecule: messenger RNA, 1947 nt
Organism: Knipowitschia caucasica
Lineage: Eukaryota; Metazoa; Chordata; Actinopteri; Gobiiformes; Gobiidae
Source: the annotation of a GenBank genome assembly
AUGGCGGGCAUAAAGGACGGAGAAUACACCGCUACGAUCUACAAACUGAUCAAAGAAAGCCAGUAUGUCGACGCCAUUCACAUCCUGAACGGACAGCUACAGAAACACCCAAAGUCGCGAGCCGCCCUCUCUCUGCUGGGAUACUGCUUCUUCCACCUGCAGGAUUUUUCUGCUGCAGCGGAGUGCUACGAGCAGCUGAGCGCGCUGCACCCAGAGGUUGAGGACUACAGGCUCUACCACGCCCAGGCCCUCUACAAGGCUGGAGCCUAUCCUGAGGCUACUAAGGCCUGCUUCUCCCUGGACACUCCCACCUGCCACACCAAGAUGGUGAAGCUUCAAGCCUGCAUCAAAUACUCUGAAGAGGACUAUUCUGCUGCAAAGUCUUUGCUGGAGCAGCUGCCUCAGGACGACCCUGACUACAUCUUCAACAGCGGCUGUUUACUUUACAACGACGGGAAGUAUGAGGAGGCCUGCAAGAAGUUCACCUCUGCUUUGCAGCUGCUGGGAUACGUGCCUGCUCUGUCCUACAACAUCGCUCUUUGCUACUAUAGCCUGAAGAACUACGCGCAGGCCCUGAAGUACAUCAGCGAAAUCAUCGAGAGAGGCAUCAGAGAGCAUCCAGAGCUGAGUGUCGGGAUGACCACAGAAGGCAUUGAUUACCACAGCGUUGGAAACACUCUGGUUCUGCAUCAGACGGCGCUGAUUGAGGCCUUUAACCUGAAGGCAGCCAUCGAGUAUCAGCUCAAAAACUUGAAAGGAGCUCAGGAGGCGCUGACCGACAUGCCUCCCAGAUGUGAGGAGGAGCUGGACCCUGUAACCCUCCAUAACCAGGCCCUGCUCCACAUGGACCUAAAGCCUAGUGAGGGGUUUGAGAAGCUGGCCUUCCUCUUGCAGCAAAUCUCCUUUCCUCCAGUUACCUUUGGGAACCUGCUUCUGCUCUACUGCAAACACGAGUAUUUCGACCUGGCGGCUGACGUCCUGGCGGAGAACGCACAUCUCACCUACAAGUUCCUGUCUCCAUACAUGUACGAAUUCUUAGAUGCACUGCUGACCUGCCAGACAGCCCCAGAAGAGGCUUUCAGGAAGUUUGACGAGAUGAAUGGGAAAAUGACGGAGCAGCUUCGGAAAGUAGCCAAACAGUUACAGGAGGCUCGUUUGGCUCGAGACGAUGACGGCCAGAAGAGGGCGCUGCAGGAGUACGACCAGAUGCUGGAGAAGUACAUCGUGGUGCUCAUGGCUCAGGCAAAGAUCUACUGGAACCGUGAGAACUUUGUUAUGGUGGAGAAGAUCUUCCAUAAGUCUGUGGAGGUCUGCAACGAGGACGACACCUGGAAACUCAACGUGGCCCAUGUUCUCUUCAUGCAGAACAAGUACAAAGAGGCGAUAGGAUUCUACGAGCCCAUUGUCAAGAAGCACUACGAGAGCAUCUUGAACGUGAGUGCGGUGGUGCUGGCCAACCUGUGUGUUUCCUACAUCAUGACAAGCCAGAAUGAGGAGGCUGAGGAGUUAAUGAGGAAGAUCGAGAAAGAGGAGGAGCAGAUCUCGUACGAUGAUCCGGAGAAGAAGGUGUUUCAUCUCUGCAUCGUCAACUUAGUCAUCGGGACGUUGUACUGCGCCAAAGGAAACUACGACUUUGGUAUCUCCCGAGUGAUAAAGAGUUUGGAGCCGUAUAACAAGAAGCUCGGCACUGAUACCUGGUUUUAUGCCAAACGUUGCUUCCUGUCUCUGCUGGAGAACAUGUCCAAACACACAGUGAUGCUGCGCGACGCCGUGGUCCAGGAGUGUGUGACCUUCCUCCAGCACUGUGAAGUUUAUGGCAGAGAGGUUCCGGCUCUGAUCGAGGCGCCACUGGAGGAGCCUCGCGUUCACGUUGGGAAAAACACUGUGACGUUUGAAGCUCGAGUUCUGAAGGAGCUGUUCUAUGAUGUCACCGGCUGGAACAAGUGA